This is a messenger RNA of Pristis pectinata (smalltooth sawfish), 4911 nucleotides long. RefSeq names its product ubiquitin protein ligase E3D (gene ube3d). The transcript is spliced from 11 exons. The coding region runs from base 212 to 1513 and encodes 433 amino acids. Gene Ontology annotation, cellular component: nucleus; cytosol; ubiquitin ligase complex. Gene Ontology annotation, biological process: proteasome-mediated ubiquitin-dependent protein catabolic process; protein autoubiquitination; protein monoubiquitination. Lineage: Eukaryota; Metazoa; Chordata; Chondrichthyes; Rhinopristiformes; Pristidae. The record is from RefSeq and is a predicted model, not a curated record. Gene Ontology annotation, molecular function: ubiquitin conjugating enzyme binding; ubiquitin protein ligase activity; cyclin binding.
GGUCCGGGCUCCGGCGGAGGGAGGUGCGCGUGCGCGACCCCGGGUCCGGGCUCCGGCGGAGGGAGGUGCGCGUGCGCGGCCCCGGGUCCGGGCUCCGGCAGAGGGAGGUGCGUGUGUGCCGUGUCCGGCCGGGGUGCGGGACCGGGACCCGGGGACGUGCACGUGCUUCGUCCCGGGCCGGGUUCGGAGGAGCGAGCCGCGUGCUGGUUGGAUGUUGCUUUGUCACAUUUACCCUCAGCUGUGCGGCAUCGGCGAGGAAAUGGAGACAAAGAUACCUCUGCCAGGGGUUUUCUUAGAGAUAAGGAACAGCACGCAAACCGGACACUUAGUAUUAGGGACCUUUACUGAGGACCGCUCAGAAUUGCAAGUUAUGCUUGGCCUGUCAUCUAUUAAUCUUCAGACUUCUGAGAGGUGUAUGAACUUUGGUUUGCCAGCAGGGGUCAGAAUUGCUCCUUCCUCUUGCCGCAAUCUCCAGUAUAUUGCAGGAGACGGGUUCCACAUGAGGCUGCAACUUCUUACCGAUGGACCUAAAGAGCUGGUUCCAACUGUGAUACGAACAUUGAAAGCUCAGGCAUGUUAUGUCUUUCAGUGCCAGAGCUGUGGGCAAUCUCUACUCCAGACACAGAUGUUUCGGAGAGUUCUACCUCUGCCUAAUGGAGAUUGGAACGACGUGGUAGAACACUGGUGCUGCCAUCCCAAUCCUUUUGUCCGGGAUUUUCAGCCAAAGUUGGAUGACUGCUUAUUGGGGGAUACCUUCUUGUUGGUGAAUGUGGCAAGUGUUGAUCAAACGGCUGCAUGUGAAGAGAAGGAGGGUCAGUCAGAGAUUGGGCAGAACGCAGAUGACAGUGGAGCCCAUCUAGUGAAGAUGCCAAAGAAAAAUAAAACUGUAGUUUGCACACGUUGCAGGAAGAUGCUGGGAGAUAUGACAUCUUCAGAUACAAUUAAAUUUUAUAUCACCGAAUUGCUGGUCCAACCUCUGAUGAACAAGACUUUGGAAAGACAAAUAAACGAAAGAUACUUCUUCGUGGAGAAUGUGGUUGCUGGCCGAUUGAUGGAAUUAUCUUCCACUCAAAGUACCUUUAGAUUCUGCAUUCAAGGGCAUGAUGGAGAGACCUAUGCUUUGCUCUGGCUUUUGAAUUCCGACACCCUGCUGGUGAGAUCACACAAUGAUCCCAGUAGUGAUUUUACUGCAGUUGCCAAUGACACUGUGAAGAAUGAGUCUUCAAUCCAUUUGUGUGAAGCAAACAAUGCUGUUAAAGUCCUGUAUCACACCUGCUUAAAAGGAAGAAACAAAAUUGUGCAAGAGAAGUGGGAGAAGAAUAUUGGUGUGCACUGCAUGACCUUUCCAGCAAACACCUGUCUGGAGCUGUUACUCAUACUAGCUUCCUCAACUGCCUCUCUCCCUCCAUCACUGCAGAGCAUGAACUCAUUCAAGCAAAAUAAGAUGCACUAUAUGCAUCCCGUCAAUCUUGUCACUGUUAUAGAUAUGAAGAAAGCAUCUUCACCAGAUUAAAUUCAGCAGGUAGCAUUUUUGAAACUGGAUUGAUGGUAGUCAUUACCGGAUCAGAAAAGUGCUUGGAUUAGGAAGGACUUCAGAUUUCCUUCAAUGAAUCAAUUUGCAGGGUAAUAAAGAAAGUUGGCUUGGAAUGGAACUGUUUAAGAGUAGUGGAAUGUUAUAUAAUAAGCCAAUGGAGCAGCUUAAUGACAGAACUGUGAUCUCAGCAGUUAAAAGAAAAUAAAAUAUAGGAGCUGGAAUAGGCCAUUUGGCCGUUUGAAAGUUAUUCACCCUUCAUUAAAACAAUGGCUGAUCUUCUGCAUUCCAGAUCCACCUUUCUAUCCUAUCCUCAAAUCCCUUGAUUUGCCAGCAUGAAACUUGGAAAAUUGACAUUAGAAUUUAUUAUAUUUGCAAUUACGUAAUAAAUUGACUAUGCUAGGAAGGUGAAGGUUUCAAUUGACAAAUCUGGAUAUUAUCCAAAUUCACACAAUAUCCAGUAUAUAGAAGUUUCUUUUAAAGAACUAUAAAUGCACUGCAGUGACCUUGUCACCUAAAUGUGCUGAGGACCAUUUUGAAGAAUGAAAGUCAAUGGAACAAGAAGGUCAUUUUAACUUCAGAGACUUAACAAUAGGGAUUGUCCAACACACAGGCUGAAGGGAGUCGGUCUCAAUUCCCUGUGAGUAAGUGUGCCGCAUUUGAUGGUUCAUGUGAAAACCGAAACUUUCAACUGCCCUCUGUGUGGAGCAUCUCCAUUCUGCUUUUGGCUGAAUCCUGGUAUGUCUCCCAGGGUGAGGAGGAGUUAAAGCUAUUACUUUCAAUACCAAUUCAUAUAUGAACUGCUGUGAAGGGCUAUGAUUUGCAGUCUUUUUAGCAUUUUUUCUCUCUUGAGUUUAUAUGAAUAUUUCUGUUUAUGCAAUAUGUUAAUGACUUCAGUGUGGAUUGAGGGAGAGAUUUGCAAAUUUAUAUCAGUAAAUUUAUUUAAUCAUCAAUUGUGAUCUACCGCAUGCGCCAGUUAUUUCACCUCCUUGCACUUGCAGUCUUUAUUAAGGACUUAUAUAGGCACAGCAAGCAACUGAAGCUCUGUAGAUUUCACCAAACUCAUCACCUUGCCAUAUCUAGAGGCAUGUAAUAAACAUUCUACGUCAAUUUACAAGAAAAAGAAAACAGGAAUACUUUAGCGCAGAAUAGUUUAAUUUUUCAGUUUAUAAUAAAUCAAAUGAUAACUAAUACGAUGUUACAUAUGGGGACAGACCAUCUGAUCCCUGGAACUUGCCCUAUGGUGACGCAAUGCAGCCACAGAAGCAGAAGUUACAUCAGAAACAAAUCUCUGGCCAAUUUAGGAAAACUCUGGAGAAGUUACUUUCAGACUCCCUUUGACCAUCACACUGCCUGCAAGAGAAUACAGCAACUCCCUAUUCCAGAUACCAUACUGUUAACCUCUUAUUACUUAAAAUGUCCACCUCUUGGGAGUUGAUCCAGCUCACUUUGAGGGAUGGCAGCAGACUUAUCCCUACCACGUACUCUGGUAAUCUCUCUGGUGGUUGAUGCUUCUCUGAAAAUAAACAUUUUUCUAACUUGGCUCUUUGUCUGCUCUGUUAGAUAAUUCACCCUUUGGCCCUCCAGUCUAUCCUAUUUAACUGAACAGAAUAUAUAAAUUACUAGUCCUGUGUUCCUUGAAGGAAAAUAGUUUCAAUGGCUCAGGUUUCACUGCUAACAAGUUGCUCUAAAAUCGGGCAUUAUUUUGGUUACUUCUGCACGGCUUGUUUUGGGGAUCAGAAUGUGAUGAUGCUCCCCAAGUACAAAGCCUUGUCAAGACCAAGUAUACUGUCUGAUUUAUGUCAUAUUUUCCCAGCAAUACAACUGAGAAUCCUGUUUGCUUUUGCACACUGCACGUGAGCCUUCAGUGAUUUAUCAAUCAAGAUCCCCAAGGUUUCUCUUCUCUCUGAUCUUUAAUGGCUGCAGUUGUGUUUAGUCAACCCAGCCAGAGUUACCUGGUCCAGAUUAAUUGGGUUUAUCCACAUUGCGCAUCAGCCUGAAUCUCUAACUUCUCAAAAUUGCCCUUUACCCAACGUACAUUUGGUCAAAAUUCACAACACUAAUUUGCACUUUUAAAUCAUCUGCAGGUCUGUGAAUUAUUCCAUUAAAGUUGCUGUCCAUAUAAUUUAUAGUGGGCAGCAAUGGAAAUGACACUUGGAAUUCUAUUUGUGACAGGUCUACUCUGUUUGAAAAUAACCCCUCUGCAACCAGUUACCUCUCCAGAACAAUGUCUGAUCAUCCAUUCUGAUAAUCUACUGUAUGACACCUCAUCAAGAGUGAGCAAUGACCAGUCUCUUGCCCUUCACUAACCCUAACAACUUUCUCAAAGUAAGGUAAAUUAGCUAUGAGCUCACCAGAGUAUUGAUCAAUUGCUUCACGCUUCUGGUUUAAGAGAUGGGCAAUUUAAAUCAUGUAACUGAGCCCAAUGUUUUGAUGCCUCUGAUCUGAAAAAUAAAGCCGUUCCCAGCAUCAAGAUAAAUAGUUCAUAUGCCUGAAAUGAAUGUUGCCACUGUGUCCUGCACAUUAGAGAAAUACACAAACAACUAUUUGGUUUGGGCAUGUAUUCACCACUUCCCGAUGUUGCAUAGACUUUGCUGUAGGAACAAUAGUCUCUGCAGUUUAAGAGCAUUAAUAAUUAAUGAGCUGGCCCAGAAACACCAAUCAACAUUCCUGUUGAUGGCUUGUGAAGCCUAUCUUCUAUGUUGUGAUUCAUGUGUUGCAAGGUGAGAAAUCUAAAUCUGUUUAACAGCUCACAGAGGCCACCUUCAAAGAAGCAAAUGAUAUUAAGUUUGACAGUGGUACUGUUUAGAAGGUCUGUUAUAAAAAAAAUCUUGUGUUGAAAAUGACUAGAUACUCUAUUUUAGUUUGGGGACCAGUUCUGAUAUUGCCCAAAUUUCAUAAUGAUGCACAAAAGCAACAUCUACAGGAGUGUUAUUCUUUUCCAUUACAAGGUGGACUUUUUUAUUCUUUACAGUUACAGUAAUAAGGGAUAUCCACUUAAGCCAGCCAUUAAACUUUGGAUAAAAGUUGUAUUGUUAACCCUUCAGUGUUGGUACCAUGAGGGGCAUCUUUCAGAUGUCCUGUCAAUCUCUUAAGAAACGAAUUCUAUGCACAACAUUCCAAGACUCAAGGAGCAGCUAAAAGAAUUAUGAUAAAUGUAUAAAUUGGAUUUCAGCUUUUGUCAUGCUCUAAGGCAAUGUUGUGUAUGUCACCGGCCCCAUGUCUGACCCCACAAAAUAUUGCAAAAUAGGUUGCAAACAAAUAUAUCACAGAGCAAGUUCCACCCAAAAAUAUGUAUUAAAUUGUGAUCUGUACAGGUCCUGAUAGUAGGAGGCUGAUCUUUUUUCAAGAAUAAACUUUAUUCAUAAAAUAUAUACCAG